UCGUAAAGUUAGUGGUAAAUAAGAAAGAAAAGUAAUUUGGGUGGCAAACAUGAAAGAUUUGUAUAAUUUGAGUGAUCAAACAUGUAAUUUAGAAAUUUGUCUCCAAAACGCUGCGUUUCCCCGAAGUGAUUAAUUUAUAAUUAUUAGGGAAUUGUCUCGUUUUCACCGUCUUCGUCCCUGUCUCCGGUGCGGCAGCGAACGACACCACGAAAGAAUGACCGGCGAUUGGGAAUUGCCUCGUCUCUGCCGUCUGGUCGAGGAGCUCCUUCGUCCUUACUUCGAGCCGGCCGUAGGUUCUGUCUCUUUAACCAGAGAAAAGGAGAAGAAUCUUCUGAUUGCGCUCUCUAAGGUUUACAGAGAGAUUCAGGUCUGGAUUCGUGAAAUGGAGGUUGUUUCCGAUGAAGAGACCACGAGUUCUGAGUGUUCAUUGGAGGUUGUACACGAGGAGCAUAAGUGUUUGAUGAAAGUCCUAGCUGACUUGAUUCUUCUACUUACAGUUGACAGUCAGUACGUACAACAUUCAGUUGGAAAGAUUGUUGUGGCCGUUUCUGAGCUCCUGGCUCCAUCUGUCAGAAGCUGGGACUCUUUGGUUCAUUCGCUCUGGAUUUCCCUGGAAUUGAUAGUCAAACACGUGUUGUCCUGUUCUGCAAUUUCAAAUGCUGGCGACGAUUUACAUUUUGGAACCUCAAGUUUAAUGGUCUUAAAUCGUUAUCUGGGAAACGCAGACUGGUCCACUGCAGCUCAUAUAAUCCAAAUCUUGCGGAAUAUACUGAAAAGUUUGAAGGAAGAGUCUGAUGAUCAGCUUCUUCAAGUUUACGAAAAAUAUGUCAAUCCCUUUCUGUCAAAUGUGCCCUGGGAUCGAAUGGACGAGUGCUGUACAAAAGAGCCAAAAGUUGUGUUCUUGGGGAGUUUGAUCGCAUUCCUUUGCUCAUUGGUUGAGCAAACCGUAGCUCCAGAAUCCAAAGUCCAUCUCCAAGAUAAACAUCCAACUCUUCCCAUAGUUAUUAAACUUGUGCCUAAACUUUUUCGUUGGUGCCUUGGCAAGGCAGAAAAUAGGGUCAAACAGUCCACCUUUCAGUAUUUCACUCACAAAUUGCUGAUGUUACUGCUGAGGCUUAGUUAUGGUUAUGGAACUCAUAUAAGUUGCACCACACUUGUCUCCUGGUUGCAACUUCUCCAUGAUUACUUUGAAGAGCUACUUUUGAAACCCAUGUCUAGGGUUAAGACUUGUCAAAAUGAUUGCCUAGAAGGCUCCCCGUUUCUAUCUAGCUUCUCUGAGGGAGAAGCACAACAUAUGAGGCAUUCCCUUCAUUCUCAAAGGCAGGCCGUACUCCUAUUUCUUAGGUGCUGCUUCAGUUUGAUCAGCUCGACAGGAGAGAAUACUAAGCAACUUCCUGCAGCUCAUAAGUCUCUCUCGGCUGUCAACAUGGUCUCUGACCCUGAUUUUUCUAGUAGAAGUAAAGGAUUUAUUGAUCUCUACAAAUGGUUCCAAGCCCACCUCCGAGAUAGCUUCUUAUGUGGAAAGGAAAUGCAUGUGGACAAGUGUAUACUUUUUGCAAGAUCUUUUCUCCAGCUAUACUUGCAUGAGGAUGACUUAUUGUUUAAGGUUCUCCUGCAGUUGGUUACUGCAUCGUCUUGUUUGGAGCAGCACUUAGUGGGAGAGAAACAACCAUAUCAGGAUGCAGAAGAGGAUAUUGGAUUUCUAGUUUCAAAUGCUUUCAGUCCAGUGAACUUAUUCCAUCUAUUCCUCUCAGAGUUGCACUAUGAUCAUCAAGUUCUGCUUGAUUAUCUUAUUUCCAAGGAUCUUGGAAUAAGUUGUGCAGAGUAUCUAUUGAGGUGUUUAAGAAUUACUUGCAGUGCGUGGCAUUUAUUCAUAGAGUUCUCUGUUGAAGGAAAUGCUAUGGAUAGUUUAUCUCAAAAAAAGCAAAAAAUCUUGGAAGAUGGUCCUGACUUCCAGGCAGACCAAUCCUCUGGAUCGCCAACCAUGGACACUUCUCCCUCUCUUAAUGAUAAAGUGAAGAUACAUACUGACAGUAGUUAUAAGCAAAACAAAUGCAGAAGGCUUGCAUUCAUCGAGGCGAAAGAUUGUCUGCUAUCUUUGAAAGUUUCUAUAGAAAAUCUUCACCGGAAGAAUCUGUUUCCAUAUAACCCUAAAGCUCUCUUACAACGGUUGUCAAAAUUUGAGGAACUCUGCAGCAAUCAUGAUGACUUUUCCUAGACUACUUGCUUAGAGAGAACUAUAUUUUCCUGCUGAAGGAGAUAUUGUUAUAAUAAGGUGCUAGAGUUUCACUCGAUAUUCCAAGGUGUGGCUCCAAGUAACCUUGAAGGUUCUCCCAUUCUUCAACCUUAAUAGCCUAUGUUUAUGGACGAAAAAUCAAAAUUUUCGAACCAUGUUCCUGCCUCUUGCAGGCAUCCAUCAUACAAACUUGCAGAAGUUGCAUAAUUUUCUCCGACUGAGUGGGACUGGCCGCACUGUUGGACCUGAUUGGUGCUCCUAUUGAUAGUCGAUAGAAUUUUCUGGUUGCCGAUUGGACUCCGCCAUUGACUUUUUCAAGUCCCAGGAGCUAGUUCUGGACUUCUGGUACUGAGGCUCUUUUUUUUUUGGAGGAACAGGUACUGAGGUUCAGGAAUUGCCUAACUUUGCUCUGGAAAUUUCCUCAGCUUUUAAGUUAGUUGUCUUGAACUUCCCCACUAUUUCAGCGUUUCCUGUCACUUCAAAGGUCAUGUUAGCAUGGCCCAACGAGUAGGCAGGUUAGGCAGUAAUUCAAAUUGUAGUUAUUACGAGUUGGGUCAUUUUGGAUAGUCUUGGCAUCCGAAGGAUCUAUUGUUUGACAGGAUGGACGUUUGGCUUUAUUAGUUGAAGCUUUUUUUUUCAGCCAAAGGACAAAGUGGGUUAUCUUGUGAUGGUUUGGAAGUUUGUGGCCGCGUAGCAUCAUCCCAAGGACAAAGGAAAUAUCAUUAUUUGAGAGGAAGUUCAUUUCGUGCUGGUCCAUGGAGCUUGCCAUGGAGCUUGGUGUUGGUACAAGGUUGUUCCUUUACUGAAACAAGCUGGCUACAAAGUGACGGCUCUCGACUUGGCCGCUUCUGGGAUCCAUCCAAAGCAGGUUACCGAGCUGGGUUCGGUCUCGGACUACCUGGCGGCUGGCGCCACUUAUGGAGUUGAUGACUUCCUUAACAGGAGAAGAAGAGAAGGUGAUCUUAGUUGGACAUAGUAUGGGUGGUGUUGGGAUAUCUGCUGCAAUGGAAAAAUUUGCAGAGAAAGUAGCUGUUGCGGUGUUUGUAGCGGCCAUGAUGCCAGCUCCUCAUCCUGGUGUCAGCUAUUCUGUUACAAAAGAAGAGGUACUUUUCCCUUCUCCUUCUCGUUAUGGGUAAAUUGAUUUUUCAGUUUCACAUCGUAUUAGAGUCGUUAAUUAACGUUGGAUUUGAGUAAUAAAGUUACAAACUUUUA
Messenger RNA from Linum trigynum, 3448 nucleotides. NCBI's taxonomy places the organism in Eukaryota, Viridiplantae, Streptophyta, Magnoliopsida, Malpighiales, Linaceae. The record is from the annotation of a GenBank genome assembly.